UCCCCUCCGGGACCAUGGGCAGCCGCGAUCACCUGUUCAAAGUGCUGGUGGUGGGGGACGCGGCGGUGGGCAAGACGUCGCUGGUCCGGCGCUACACCCAGGACAGCUUCAGCAAGCACUACAAGUCCACGGUGGGAGUGGAUUUUGCUCUGAAGGUUCUCCAGUGGUCUGACUCAGAGAUGGUGCGGCUCCAACUGUGGGAUAUUGCAGGACAGGAGCGCUUCACCUCCAUGACACGACUAUACUAUCGAGAUGCCUCUGCUUGUGUUAUUAUGUUUGAUGUCACCAAUGCCACUAGCUUCAGUAACAGCCAGAGAUGGAAACAGGAUCUGGACAGCAAGCUUACACUGCCCAAUGGAGAGCUAGUACCCUGCCUGCUCUUGGCCAAUAAGUGUGAUCUGUACCCUUGGGCUGUGAGCCGAGACCAGAUCGACCGGUUCAGUAAAGAGAAUGGUUUCACAGGUUGGACAGAAACAUCUGUGAAGGAGAACAAAAAUAUUAACGAGGCCAUGAAAGUCCUCAUUGAAAAGAUGAUGAACAAUUCCAGAGAAGAUACUAUGUCAUUGUCCACCCAAGGGAGCUACAUCAAUCUAAAAACCAAAUCCUCCUCCAGUUGGACCUGCUGCUAGUAGCGUUUGACUCAUGUUGCAUCCCAGGUGUAGGAGGGUGUUUUCAUCAUUCCUGUUGGUUGCCCACCCGGCAUAAUUUUGUCUGUGUGUAUCCUGGUCCUGUGGCUUGAACUCAGGGCCUGGGUGCUGUCCCUGAGCCUCCUUGUGCUCAAGACUAGCGCUCCAACACUUGAGGCACAGCACCAUUUCUGGCUUUUUCUGAGUAGUUUCUGAGU
Molecule: messenger RNA, 844 nt
Organism: Perognathus longimembris pacificus (Pacific pocket mouse)
Lineage: Eukaryota; Metazoa; Chordata; Mammalia; Rodentia; Heteromyidae
Gene: Rab29
Product: RAB29, member RAS oncogene family
Exons: 5
Coding region: 15-629 (204 amino acids)
Biological process (GO): vesicle-mediated transport
Cellular component (GO): vesicle; trans-Golgi network; Golgi apparatus
Molecular function (GO): GTPase activity; GTP binding
Source: RefSeq, a predicted model, not a curated record